AUGGAUGAGGUAUUUAAGGGUAAUCGACCUAAUACCCACUUUAGUAAAAAGGGUUGGACAAAUAUUAUAGCAACAUUUGAAAAGAAAACUGGAAAGGAAUAUCCUAGGGCGAAGUAUAAGCAUAAAUGGGAUAGUUUGAAGAAAGAUUGGGUUCUUUGGAAUAAGUUGAAGGGAAGUGAAACUGGAUUGGGAUGGGACGCAGCCAAAGGAACAAUAGCUGCAACUGAUGAGUGGUGGGAGAAGAAACUAAUGGACAUUGCGGCCACAGGAGAUUUAGCAUGGGCCCACACUUCAAGUGUGUUACCUGAUGAUCUUGAGACACCUAAGGAGGGAUUAGGUGAUACUUCUGCUAAGUCAUUUUCUCCAAAUGAUGAUGAUGACGUUCAUGAAGAUGAGACUCCUAACAUCACACAACCACCUAACCCAACACAAAAGAAAGGAAAGAAGCGAGUUUUAUCAUCAUCCACACAGAGUAAAGGGAAGAAAGGAGGAACGACAUUACAGUUGACAUAA
Quercus lobata is the source of this 513-nucleotide messenger RNA. RefSeq lists its product as uncharacterized. The record is from RefSeq and is a predicted model, not a curated record. The transcript has 2 exons. The coding region runs from base 1 to 513 and encodes 170 amino acids. Lineage: Eukaryota; Viridiplantae; Streptophyta; Magnoliopsida; Fagales; Fagaceae.